UUUUCAUUCCCACAUUCUGUAUUUUUGUUGGUCUGGCCAUCAGUUCCUACCUGACUCCGACCACUUAUCAGUUUCCUAGCCACGGUGUAGUUGUAGACUCCAGUACUCUGAAUUAUACCUGGUAUAAUACGCACAAUGUGACGUUAAAUUUUGUCGGAGGGCUUGGCAACCAGAUGUUUCAAUAUGCUGCACUCUAUGGCAUUGGAAGAGCGAACGGUUUGAAACCAGUCAUUGUGGAGGGCAGUAGCGUUGCCAAAGUCUUCUACAACCUAAAAUGCCAAAUAGAAUUUAGCACCCGCCAGAUUAGAACAUUCCAGAACGAAUACGAAUACCUGGUUUAUUACGAAAGGCGAUCAAACAUGUUUGACAGUCGAACGUUCUCUCUCAAUUUCAUGAAGAAUAUUCGCAUUAGCGGGUAUUUUCAAUCUUGGAGGUACUUUGAUCAUGCUAGGACUGAUAUAAGGAAACAGUUCUCAAGUUUUGGUCUAGAUGUCACGAGAGAUGUCAACGAUUUUAUCAAAACUUCCGUCUCCUCUUUCAUAUUCUCGAGCGAUGAGCAACAACCCGAUAGGGAUGAUAUCAAACUGGUAGGGGUGCACGUUCGCAGAGGCGAUUUUUUGGACGAGGUGAACGUGAAGAAGGGUUAUGGGGUCGCCGAUAAGUAUUUUUUCAGAAGGGCCAUGGAUUUUUUUGUGGGGAAGUUCAAAAAAGUCAUCUUCAUCGUCUGCUCCGAGGAUGAAAAAUGGAUUAAGAAGAAUAUAAAGUCAUCUGCCAUGGUUGUUUUCUCGCCUUUUGGUAUGUCACCGGAAAGAGAUUUAAUGCUGCUUGCGAACUGCAAUCACACCAUAAUAUCGGGAGGGUCGUUUGGUUGGUGGGGGGCCUGGCUAGCCCAGGGGUUGACCGUCUACUCGCAAAAAUUUCCCGAGCCCGAAUCUGAGUUGAGUUUGUCGUUUAGGAUGUCUGAUUACUACCUUCCUCAAUGGAUUCCGAUGUAG
This is a messenger RNA of Helobdella robusta, 995 nucleotides long. RefSeq lists its product as hypothetical. The transcript has 2 exons. Gene Ontology annotation, cellular component: membrane. The record is from RefSeq and is a predicted model, not a curated record. The coding region runs from base 174 to 995 and encodes 273 amino acids. Gene Ontology annotation, biological process: carbohydrate metabolic process. NCBI's taxonomy places the organism in Eukaryota, Metazoa, Annelida, Clitellata, Rhynchobdellida, Glossiphoniidae. Gene Ontology annotation, molecular function: galactoside 2-alpha-L-fucosyltransferase activity.